Hemibagrus wyckioides is the source of this 1153-nucleotide messenger RNA. It is a transcript of the gene srek1ip1, whose product is annotated as SREK1-interacting protein 1. The record is from RefSeq and is a predicted model, not a curated record. The coding region runs from base 234 to 740 and encodes 168 amino acids. Gene Ontology annotation, molecular function: nucleic acid binding; zinc ion binding. The transcript has 5 exons. NCBI's taxonomy places the organism in Eukaryota, Metazoa, Chordata, Actinopteri, Siluriformes, Bagridae.
AAUGGCGCAUUUUAUAAUCCGUCUUCUGGUUUUAAUGUUUUUAUGAUAUAAAUAUAUAAAGUAUAUUUUUUUGUUUUAUAAAGUAGAGGAAUUUAUAUAUUUAUAAAAGAAAGACAACCUUAUAAAUAAGAUUUUUGCUCAGUCUUUGCUGUUCAGUCGGACUCAUUUUGCGACCGGUUGAAUAAAGCACCGGAAGUUCUGCUAUUUACGAAAAUUCGAGUAAUUUCGAGUCAAUGGCGUUACCAGGUGUGAAUAAGGACAACAUCCGCGCCGGCUGUAAGAGAUGCGGCUAUCCGGGUCACCUCACGUUCGAGUGUCGUAACUUUGUGCGUGUGGACCCCAGGAAGGACAUCGUGCUGGAUGUGAGCAGUACCAGCAGUGAGGAGAGCGAGGAGGAGGAACAGCAGGAAGUCCGCAAGGAGAAGAUCUUCGGGAGCAGCCGCUCUAAAGAGUCCCGCAAAGAGAAACAUAAAAAGAGGAGUAAAGAGCGAUCUCACCGAAAGGCAAAGAAGAGGACUCAUUCAUCCAGUGAUGAUGACGAUGAUAAUGAUGAAGAGUUGAGCAGGAAGAAGAAGAAGAAAAGCCACAAGAAGAAAGGCAAAAAGGAAAAGCGUGAGAAAGAGAAACAGCGUGUGAAGAAGCGGAAGAAGAAACACGCACAGGCUUCUUCGUCAUCUUCAUCCUCCUCAUCAUCCUCCUCUUCCUCAAACAGCUCGAGUGGCUCCUCAGACACGGACUGAAGAGCUUUCUCUUCCAGAUCUUCAGCUACACGUUAUCCAGCACAACACGGUGACUGACCUGAGGCAGUGGUCAGCUAAACAACAGUCUGUGAAGCUGAGUGCAAAAGUUUGUGCACCUUCAGUUUUCUCCAGCAUUCCUCCUCAGCUUCUGAGAUCUGAUGACCAUGAUGAUGAUGAUGAUGAUCUGAUGAUUAUCACGAUGAUGACAAUCAUCAUCUUCUUCAUCAUGAUGAUGAUCUUCUCGAACACAGAAGAAUCUUCCUCAAGAACCCCAGAACCAUACAGGGGGGCACAAACUUUUGCACUGAGCUGCGCGUGUGACUGUUACAGGAUGAUAUUUAUAUUUUUCUUCUUCAUUCCUCUCUCUGUUCCUCAGUGUUUGGUUUUUGUACAGAAAUAAAGGAGAAGCUCCA